Messenger RNA from Lepus europaeus (European hare), 6030 nucleotides. RefSeq names its product collagen type IV alpha 3 chain (gene COL4A3). The coding region runs from base 1 to 5007 and encodes 1668 amino acids. Gene Ontology annotation, molecular function: extracellular matrix structural constituent. Gene Ontology annotation, cellular component: collagen trimer. The transcript is spliced from 52 exons. The record is from RefSeq and is a predicted model, not a curated record. Lineage: Eukaryota; Metazoa; Chordata; Mammalia; Lagomorpha; Leporidae.
AUGGCACCCAGCGUGCGCUCCGGGACGGUGCCCAGGUCCCCGGCGCUCCUGCUGCGGCUCCUACUGCUGCUCCCGGCUGCUGCGCCCGCGGCGGCCAAGGGCCAGUGCUUCUGCCAGGGAGCCAAAGGGGACAAGGGGGAGAAAGGUUUUCCUGGACCCCCUGGUUCUCCUGGCCAGAAAGGAUUCCCAGGUCCUGAAGGCUUGCCCGGACCCCAGGGAUUCAAGGGCUCUCCAGGACUCCCAGGACUCACUGGUCCCAAAGGUGUGAGGGGAGUAACUGGAUUACCAGGAUUUUCAGGUCCUCCUGGACUUCCAGGCGCCCCGGGCAGUGCUGGGCCUUAUGGACUUGUUGGUGUUCCAGGAUGCAACGGCUCUAAGGGUGAGCAAGGCUUCCCAGGACUUCCAGGUACACCAGGCUACCCAGGGGUCCCGGGUGCUGCUGGCCUGAAAGGACAAAAGGGCGCUCCUGCCAAAGGAGAAGACAUAGAACUUGGUGGGAAAGGGGACCCUGGGUUGCCAGGAAUGCCAGGAUUUCAGGGUUUCCCAGGCCCUGCAGGUUUUCCUGGGCCUGUUGGCCCACCUGGCCCUCCAGGAGUCUUUGGUCUUCCCGGAGUCACAGGACCUAGAGGACCUAAGGGUCACAUGGGUGAUAAUGUGAUAGGACAAAAAGGAGAUCAGGGUGUGAAAGGAUUAACAGGACCCCCAGGACCACCAGGAACAGUUAUUGUGACGUUGACGGGCCCGGAUAACAGAACGGACCUCAAGGGUGAGAAGGGAGACAAGGGAGCGAUGGGAGAAGCUGGACCUCCUGGACCCUCGGGACCACCUGGAGAAUCCUACGGCUCUGAGAAGGGUGCUCCUGGAGAACCUGGCUCACAGGGAAAACCUGGGAAGGAUGGAGCCCCUGGCUUCCCUGGCACUGAGGGAGCCAAGGGCAACAGGGGCUUCCCUGGGUUAACAGGAGAAGUUGGCAUUAAGGGAUGGAAAGGAGAUAUUGGCCCCCCAGGAUUUCGUGGUCCAACAGAAUAUUAUGACACAUACCAGCAAAAGGGAGAUCAAGGAAUUCCAGGUCCACCAGGGCCCAAAGGAGCUCGUGGCCCACAGGGUCCUAUUGGUCCCCCUGGAGCUCCUGGCAGUCCUGGACCAUCAAGGCCUGGCCUCAGAGGAGCUCCUGGAUGGCCGGGCUUGCAAGGAAGAAAAGGAGAGCGAGGACCCCCAGGGAAGGAUGCAGUGGGGCUUCCUGGGGCCCCAGGCUGUCCUGGUUCACCAGGCCUUUUAGGGCCACCAGGAUCUCCAGGACCACCAGGUGACGUCAUUUUUCGCAUGGGUCCACCCGGGGACCGUGGGCUGCCAGGCCAUUUAGGGUUUCCAGGAAUUCCAGGAAUUGAUGGACCCAAAGGAGAACCAGGCCUGCUGUGCACACGGUGUCCAUGCACCCCCGGGGCCCCCGGCCUCCCAGGACGGCCCGGGUUAGAUGGUGUAAACGGAAUCCCAGGAGGACAAGGUGCAGCUGGCCCAAAAGGAAGCCCAGGGUCGCCAGGAAGCACAGGCCCUCCAGGAUUUCCAGGAUUCCCAGGAACACAGGGUGAUCCAGGACUUAAAGGAGGAAAGGGUGAAACGCCUGAGCCCCAGGGGCAAGCAGGCGCCCCAGGGGAUCCGGGUCUCAGAGGGCCACCAGGGAGAAAGGGCUUGGCGGGGAUUCCAGGAACUCCAGGACUGAAAGGAUUACCAGGACCUAGAGGUGAACCGGCCCUGAGUGGUGAGAAGGGGGACCAGGGUCCUCCAGGGGAUCCUGGCUCCCCUGGGUCCCCAGGACCUGCAGGACCAGCUGGACCACCUGGCUAUGGACCUCAGGGAGAGCCUGGUCCAAAGGGCACCCAAGGAGUUCCUGGAGCCCCUGGACCACCUGGAGAAGCCGGUCCUAAGGGGGAACCCAGUGUUUCAACAGCAGUCCCAGGCCCUCCUGGACCUCCAGGGCCCCCUGGCCGUGCUGGCCCCCAAGGUCCACCUGGUGUCCCUGGACUGAGGGGCAGAUGUUCUGACCCUGGUCUUCCUGGACCUGAUGGUGAACCAGGGAUUCCAGGAAUUGGAUUUCCUGGGCCUCCUGGACCUAAAGGAGACCAAGGUUUUCCAGGGACAAAGGGUUCACCGGGGUGUCCUGGAGAAAUGGGAAAGCCAGGGAUACCUGGGGAGCCAGGCCUCCCAGGAGCCAAGGGAGAACCAGCUCUAGCCAUGCCUGGAGAACCAGGAAAACAAGGUUUUCCAGGAGAAAGAGGCAAUUCUGGGGAAUAUGGAGAAAUCGGACUCCCUGGACUUCCAGGUCUCCCUGGAAUUCCAGGAAAAGAAGGGCUUGAUGGACCACGAGGAGAUCCAGGGCAGCAUGGACCACCUGGAGAAACAGGAUUACCAGGAAGGUGCUUUCAGGGUCCCAGGGGAGCCCAGGGUCUUCCAGGCUUAAAUGGACUGAUGGGACAACCAGGCAGAAGAGGCGAAACAGGGCCAAAAGGAGACCCAGGGAUUCCAGGCCUGGAUAGACCAGGAUUUCCUGGGGAACCAGGACCACCUGGAAUGCCAGGUCAUGGAGGUGAAGUGGGACCGCCUGGUCCAAAAGGAUUUCCAGGGAAUCCAGGAUUCUCAGGGCCACCAGGUGAAAGGGGAAAGAUGGGGAUGAUGGGCUAUCCCGGAACCACAGGCCCUCCUGGGCCUCCCGGGAGUCCCGGCUAUCCUGGGCAGAGGGGCAGCCUUGGAAUCCGAGGAGUAAAGGGCCAGAGAGGUCCCCCAGGAGAUGAAGGGGAACAAGGAGACAAAGGAAAUCCUGCACCUUCACGAUUAAUUCAGGUUACGGGGGACAAAGGAGAACCAGGGCCUAAAGGACUUGCAGGAAAUCCAGGAGAGAAAGGAAACAGAGGCAUCCCAGGCUUACCCGGUCUAAAAGGUCUUGAAGGGCCCCCUGGACCACCAGGACCACCAGGUCCCAAAGGAGAUCUGGGAAUCACUGGGAGUCCUGGGGAGCCAGGGCCACGUGGUGAGCCAGGAACCAUGGGACACAUGGGUGUGCCAGGUUCUAAAGGAAAAAGGGGGACUUUUGGACUCCCAGGUCUGGCUGGAACACCAGGCCUGCCAGGUAUUACCGGUCUUCAAGGAGAUAAGGGAGAGCCAGGUUAUGCAGAAGGUACAAGGCCAGGACCACCAGGACCAAAGGGGGAUCCAGGACUGCCAGGUGACGUGGGGAAGAAAGGAGAAAGAGGGCCACCUGGCCCACCCGGACAUUCAGGACCUGCUGGACCUGCAGGAGUCCCCGGAAGUCCCGGAAGCCCUGGCCUUCCAGGAAUGCCGGGUCCUGAUGGUGAGAUGGGGUCUAAAGGAGUCAAAGGCUUCCCUGGACACCCAGGAAUAAAAGGCCCUCCAGGCCUUCCAGGAUUCCUAGGACCUCCUGGGCCAGUGGGUAUGAGAGGCAACCAAGGGCAUGAUGGAAUUCCUGGCCCACCUGGAGAAAAAGGAGAAACAGGUUUGCUGGGAGCCCAUCCAGGCCCAAGAGGGCACCCUGGUGCUAAAGGGGCCAAAGGAGACAGGGGAGCUCCCGGCUUGCCCGGCCUGCCUGGCGGGAAAGGGUCCAUGGGCGAUGCAGGGCCUCAAGGACCCACAGGCACAGCAGGACUCCCAGGGCCACCAGGCCUGCCUGGCGCAAUCAUCCCUGGCCAGAAAGGAAAUCGAGGCCCACCCGGCUCAAGGGGAAACCCAGGUGAACCUGGUCCCCCAGGACCUCCAGGGAGUCAGGUAACAGGCAUAAAAGGAGACAAAGGAUUUGUAGGCCACCCUGGUCCAAAAGGUCCACCUGGAACUAUAGGAGACAUGGGACCGCCAGGUCAUCCGGGAGUGCCUGGUGCCCCUGGUCUUCCAGGGCUCAGAGGUGAUCCUGGCUUCAGAGGAUUUCCAGGCAUGAGAGGAGAGAAGGGUAAUCCAGGAUACCCAGGACCAAUUGGACCACCAGGGCCAACUGGGCCAAAAGGACCACCUGGUGUACGUGGAGACCCUGGCAUCCUUAAGAUCAUCUCCCUCCCAGGAAGUCCGGGGCCACCUGGCCCACCUGGAGAACCAGGGAUGCAAGGAGAACCUGGCCCACCAGGGCCACCAGGAAGCCCAGGACCUUGUGGGCCAAAAGGGAAACCUGGCAAGGAUGGGAAACCAGGAAUUCCUGGACCAGCUGGAGAAAAAGGCAACAAAGGUUCUAAAGGAGAGCAAGGACCACCUGGGUCAGAAGGCUUGCCAGGUAUGAAGGGAAAGCCUGGAGACACUGGGCCACCUGCACCUGGAACAACAAUGAGAGGUUUUGUCUUCACCCGACACAGUCAGACAACAGCCAUUCCAUCCUGUCCAGAAGGGACAGAGCCCCUCUACAGUGGGUUUUCUCUUCUUUUUGUACAAGGAAAUGAACAAGCCCAUGGACAAGACCUUGGAACUCUUGGCAGCUGCCUUCAGAGAUUUACCACAAUGCCUUUCUUAUUCUGUAACAUCAAUGAUGUCUGUAAUUUUGCAUCUCGAAACGAUUAUUCAUACUGGCUGUCAACACCAGCUCUGAUGCCAAUGGACAUGGCUCCAAUUACUGGCAAGGCCCUCGAGCCUUACAUUAGCAGGUGCACCGUCUGUGAGGGUCCUGCGAUUGCCAUUGCCAUUCACAGUCAAAGCACUGAUGUUCCCCCCUGUCCCCAGGGCUGGAUUUCUCUCUGGAAAGGAUUUUCUUUCAUCAUGUUCACAAGUGCAGGUUCAGAGGGCGCUGGGCAAGCACUGGCAUCCCCUGGCUCCUGCUUGGAAGAAUUCCGAGCCAAUCCGUUUAUAGAAUGUCAUGGAAGAGGAACAUGCAACUACUAUUCAAAUUCCUACAGUUUCUGGCUGGCUUCAUUAAACCCACAAAGAAUGUUCAGAAAACCUAUUCCAUCUACUGUGAAAGCUGGGGAGUUAGAAAAAAUAAUAAGUCGCUGUCAGGUGUGCAUGAAGAAAAGACACUGAAGAACUCAAGAAAAUGGAUCUGCUACUUUUCAUCCUAAGUAACAAAGUAAUGACUCAGACCAGGCGUUUACUUAGGCAUUUUACUCUAACCAAACAAUACUGCUGUAUGACAAUUUCCAUUUGUUUCCCCAUUCAACAAAGCAUUUCUUUUAAGGUAGUUAUGUGAUCUUGGUCUCUAAAUUUGUGCUAUUCCAAUGUUCCCCAUGGCAAAGCAAGAACUUUCUACAAAACAGCCUGAAAGUAUAUUCCACUCAUAUCCAAGGCGCUGUCUAAAUAGAGUAUGUCUAAAAAUUGGAUGUUACAAGUUGAGAUAUUUGGCCCACUGAAUUCCCAACAUUUGUUCUCUUCUAUUCCAGUUUUUGAGAUUCAGUGAGGCUAAAUCAGUCACACACUGCUCCAUCUCUGCCUUCCUGGACCUUUAGACGUGCACAGAGAAGGAGAUGGGGGCAUGGGGACUACUGUGGCAUCAUGAUUGGAGCUGACUUUCAGACCUGUUGGGUACCGUGAGGCUUGAGGGAACACAGAAUUGAAUUGAGGUCCAUGCAUUUUCCCAGGCUCUUUCAAAUAUACCCAAGACAAGGGCAAAAGGGGGUUCCUUGUAUGGAACCACAAUAGCCUUAGAAAUACUAUGUUUUUUUAUUAUGUGUCUCUUUGAAGAUUUUUGUUGUUCAGUGGGUUCACUUCAUACAGUCUGCUUGUAUUCAAAGCAGAUGGAAAUCUUUAGCCCUAAGGAAUUAAUUUUAAUCAAUUUUUAUUACAGAUGUACUCCAAAAUUCACUUAGCUUUUCUCUUUUUGAAUACACCCAUACAAAUAACAAGGGCACUACUUAUUAGAUGUGCACUUUAUCUCCAUCCCUAUAAAUGUUACUGUAUCCCUUAUAUAAUUGACCACAGUAGUUCAAUAAUCCAUGAAUGAAUGUGCAAUAUGUUGGUUUAUCAGAUUCAGAACAUUUUUUCUCAACUCUAAAUAUUUCGUUACUCUGGGUUUUACAAAUUUAUUCCUUUGUUAGGGAUAAAAACUAG